AAUCUUAAGAUGCUGCUGGAUUCUGACAGAAGCACUGCAGCUAAAAGAAACUGAUCAAAAGAAGUCGAAAAGAAAACGUCGCAGGCAGAGAAAGAAAAAGGGAAAAAACACAAACAUGAACACAGACAGAAUCUUAGAAGAGGAUCUGACCCAGGACUCUUCAAGGAGAAGGAGAAAAGGGAAAGGACGCCGGAGAAGAGGGUUCGAAGAUCGCUACUUUGGCCAAUUUCAGUGUAAAAUCUGCCACAGAAGAUGGGAAAGUUCCUUUGUCUUCACAAUUGCUGGAACCCUGAAAGUAAAGUACAAACAGAGAUGUCAGAAAUGUUCGGAAGAGGAUGCCUGGGUGUUUCCCUUUGACCUCCAGUGCAUAUGGUGCAGCAUUUGCGACUGCAACCCGUGUGAGUGUGUAUGUGACGACUGCGAUGGACUGAUACAUACUCGCUUCAUGAAAGACGAAAAUGGAAAAUCAAUAGAAGAUCCAAAGUUCAAGUACUGUGAAUGUGAACGCCGCCCAAGAAAGAAAAUUGGAGACAAAAUUGAUGCGAAGAAGCCACACCGCUCAGACUUGUGCCAGCGGUGCCAGCAGGGGCGAUACUGCAGUCAGAGAAUCUACAAGGGCGAAGAGGAAACGGGAAAUGAUCGUGAACCUUGAUUGACUCAAUCUGAUCGCCUCGGCUACAUGUUGAGUUUCUUAUGUUUUCCCAGCGAUGAUGAAAAUUUUUUAUGCCCCAGUUUGCUUUGUUGUUAUGUUGACUGAGCUUGUGAUGAUUCAAGUUCCUGCACUAAAAUAAAAAAGGCAGAGGAGAAUGCAUGGCUUCAGAUAACAGGAUUAAUAUAUUAUAAGUUAUUUAUAUAAUUUAUAAUUUAUUUUCUAGUCACAUCGCCAGAGUGAAAAAUAAUAUGUAAUUAUCUUCAAGAGCAACUUAAAUUGAAUGCUUUUGACAAAUUCAGCUACGUCGUAGAGCAAAGUGAUAUCAAGUAAAAAUCAAAUGGUUUUGGUAUUACAUGUGACAGCUUUGAACACAAAUCUGUACAAGAAGGGAAGGAACCUCGACUAGGAUUUUCAUCAGUUUGGCCAGUAGCGUAACCCUCCAUGUGUCAUUAAAUUAACAAAUAGCCUGUGGUGUUAGAGGAAAGUAUAUAGCAGUACAUGACUUCUCUGGUUUAUGUUGGCAAAUGUUUGAGGGCAGGAAAACCAAGCAAGCAAAGGCCAUGAAACAACAUUUUCAGAGAGAAGAAUAAAUAGGAAAUAAUAGAGUUCAUUUGUUAAAGAGUUGAAAGGUUUGGCGAAAUGAGACAAAUGCACCAAAAUGAAAUCUCAAAUUUUGUUCGAUUUAAUCGGUCGCAAUACCACAAAGAGAAAUCUACUGUACGUACGGUUGAUGUAAGCGGCCAGGACACCACAGAAUGACACUUUUAGUUGAAUCAAUUGGCUCGUGAGACAAGGAGGGUUAAAAUCAUUGAACAGCAUAAGCCUAUAGAAUCAUUCCAUUUCCAGUGAGGCUUGCCAUAACGCAAAGCUUAUAUGAAAGAAGCUGCAGAGGUGCUAAUUUUUGCGGCUCAUUUAUAAAUCUGCCAUAAUUCUGAAAUGUCCUGUAUUUUGUAAUGUAAUACACUCCUGCUUUAACAUUUACAAUGUAUUUAUAUUUUAAAAUCUUUAGCAUGUCAAAUUGUGCUUUAUAUAAAAAUCUUGAUACAAGAUGCAUUAGACAGUAUGCUACGGAAAUAUGAAGUCCCCUCACAUGUGUUUCCACGGGGUUAGAAAAAUUCCGGAUGUAUUUUUAACUGUAACUGGAAGAAAUAGAUCAACUUUUUUUUUCGCUAAUACUAAUAAUACAAUUGACGAGGUCAAUCUGUGGGUGCUAAAUAAAGCCAGGAAUCAAUGUGCACUGUAAAUAAUAUAGAAGGGAUGUGGGCUAACAUUUGUUUCUUCUCUCGUCAUUUAAAUCAGGGUUGUUUUGUUUUUUUCAUGUGUCAGUUGAAAAAGUGAAGAACAUAACGCUACCAUCAUU
Messenger RNA from Aplysia californica (California sea hare), 2012 nucleotides. RefSeq names its product ZAR1-like protein. Gene Ontology annotation, molecular function: mRNA base-pairing post-transcriptional repressor activity. The record is from RefSeq and is a predicted model, not a curated record. Gene Ontology annotation, cellular component: cytoplasm. Gene Ontology annotation, biological process: translation. NCBI's taxonomy places the organism in Eukaryota, Metazoa, Mollusca, Gastropoda, Aplysiida, Aplysiidae.